This is a messenger RNA of Homalodisca vitripennis (glassy-winged sharpshooter), 508 nucleotides long. RefSeq names its product 60S ribosomal protein L30 (gene RpL30). Gene Ontology annotation, cellular component: cytosolic large ribosomal subunit. Bases 134 to 475 code for a protein of 113 amino acids. Gene Ontology annotation, molecular function: RNA binding; structural constituent of ribosome. Lineage: Eukaryota; Metazoa; Arthropoda; Insecta; Hemiptera; Cicadellidae. The transcript has 4 exons. The record is from RefSeq and is a predicted model, not a curated record.
GUCAAUACUUUUGUGUAGUACUGUAGGUUGCUCUAGGUUUUUGUAGUUUGGCGUGGCUCUUGAUUGGUCAUUUCCCUGUGAGUUUUUGCACCACGAGUUCGGAGUCUGUGAUUGAUACGGUUCAGCAAGCAAAAUGGUUGCACCAAAGAAACAGAAAAAAGCCAUGGAGAGCAUCAACUCCAGGUUGGCACUCGUGAUGAAGUCAGGAAAAUACGUGCUUGGCUUGAAGCAAACUUUAAAAACUCUCCGUCAAGGCAAGGCCAAGCUCGUCAUCAUCGGCAACAACACUCCUCCUCUAAGAAAAUCAGAAAUUGAGUACUAUGCGAUGUUGGCAAAAACAGGGGUUCACCACUACUCGGGCAACAACAUUGAGUUGGGCACAGCCUGUGGAAAGUACUUCCGAGUCUGCACAUUGUCCAUUACAGAUCCUGGUGACUCUGACAUCAUAAGGUCAAUGCCAGAGGCUCAACAAUAGAUUGAAUAAAGUUAAAUGGUUUUUUUUAUUUAA